Messenger RNA from Solenopsis invicta (red fire ant), 1151 nucleotides. Its product is annotated as exosome complex component MTR3. The record is from RefSeq and is a predicted model, not a curated record. The coding region runs from base 142 to 1071 and encodes 309 amino acids. Lineage: Eukaryota; Metazoa; Arthropoda; Insecta; Hymenoptera; Formicidae. Gene Ontology annotation, biological process: poly(A)-dependent snoRNA 3'-end processing; U4 snRNA 3'-end processing; nuclear mRNA surveillance. The transcript has 4 exons. Gene Ontology annotation, cellular component: cytoplasmic exosome (RNase complex); nucleolus; nuclear exosome (RNase complex).
CUUGCACAGUUAAAUCUUUUCUCUUUUUUGUCAAUCAAGAAAAGAACAGAAUGACUAUUAAUACAUUUCGGAACAUACUAGUUUCACUUAUGCUGGGACUGUUGCAGACUGUUGAGUUCCACAGUCGCCACGGUUCCACGCAUGUUACUUCCACCAUGGUUCCACGACUUCCACGUUCCACGACAUGUUUACGGAUGCUGCCGCUGCUGUUGUAAAUACGCAAUGCCGGUCGACCAGAAACGAAUUAACGGACCAGAAGCUUCUACACCGUAUGAUAUUUAUAUUCAUUCUGAAGUGAAAGACAAAGGGCUACAACCAAAUGCUCCGAAAAGACAUGACGGCCGCUCACAUAAUGAGUUUAGAAAUAUAUUUUUGAAAACUGGCAUAGUUAGUCAGGCAAAAGGCUCCGCUUAUAUUGAAAUAGGCAAUACCAAGAUCAUCUGCUCGGUAUUUGAUCCUAGAGAGAUACCAAACAAAACUGGCUACUGCGUGCAAGGAGAAUUGUUUUGUGAAUUCAAGUUUGCACCCUUUUCUCAUCGCAAACGGAAAUUGCAUCAGCAAGAUGCAGAGGAGAAGGAAUAUAGCCUGAUACUUCAAAGAGCUUUGGAGCCAGCAGUAUGUCUGCAAGAGUUUCCUAAUUUUCAAGUCGAUGUCUAUGCGACAGUCAUCGAUAACGGGGGAUCCGCGCUAGCCGCAGCGAUAAUGGCUGCUAGUUUAGCUUUGGCAAACGCCGGAGUACCAAUGUUUGGUUUAGUUACUGCAUCCACCGUUGGUAUAUGCGAUCAGACGUAUCUAGUGGAUCCAACGGAUACAGAAGAAGCUUUUUGUUCUAUAAAGACUGCACAGGGCACGGCGGAUAAUCAUGGUAUUAUCGUGCAAGCCGCACUUCCGCAGCAUGGCCAGAUUUCUGAAAUGUUUGUGAUGGGCAGCAUGGACAUGAAUGUUAUAGAACAUUCUAUGGAUCUUUUGAAUGAGAUUCACAAGGAUAUAUGUCCCUUACUAGAGCAAUGUCUCGUAAAAACUGUAUUCAGGACCUUUUGCCCCAGUAACAAAAAAACAGAUAAUAAAUAAAAAUAUAAUGUUCUUAAUUCGUUUUAUAGGUGUUUUUUUAUACACGAAGGUAAAAAUUAAAAAUCAAAAUCUAUUCAAAA